Molecule: messenger RNA, 581 nt
Organism: Dermacentor silvarum
Lineage: Eukaryota; Metazoa; Arthropoda; Arachnida; Ixodida; Ixodidae
Exons: 5
Coding region: 64-561 (165 amino acids)
Source: RefSeq, a predicted model, not a curated record
CAGGAAGCCACUGGUCACCGGUAUAUGAGCAUUUCGUACUAAAUUAGAGAGAGAGAGAGAUAAAUGAAGAGAGAAAUGUGGCAGAAAAUGAAGAUCUCGCUGGGUGUUUUCCUUGUUUUACCGACAAUCUGUGAACCGUCAUCUUCAUCUUACGGAUGGCAUUCUUGCCCGAAACGGAAUGAAUAUUAUGGCCGUUGCUUCUCGAGCGGUGUUACAGACGAAGACCUAUGCCCUGAAGCUCCGUCUCAGUGGUGCAGUUAUUACAACUAUAAAAGUAAAUUAAGGAAGCGUCCCUGCGCCUGCUAUAAGGGAUAUUGCAGGAAUAGGAACGGCACUUGCGUGCUGUGCAAAGACUGCGAUACAUGCAUAUAUAGAGGUAAAGAGCUUUCUGAUGAUGACUACACGUAUUUUGACAAUCCUUGUGAAAGAGCGCUUUGCUCCUUCAAAAAACGCUUCGUUGAAAGAUGCAGCAAUCCAAAGCCACAACCUUAUGGAAGCUGCGUAUACAAACGUGCUGUUGGUCGUUAUCCAAAGUGCUGUGAAUGGGUGCGGGCCUGUUAAUUCCUGCUGAAGACAUGUUA